AUGGGGUUUAAGGAAUUCAUCAAGAAACGGUCUGGUCUGCGCGUCGAUAACCGGCAAACUACUUCCGCCGCAACUUUGACUCUCCGCCAGAGUCUAUGGCCUCUGAGUCUAGUUACUAUUUUGUUCUUUCUUUGGGGCUUUGCAUACGGACUCCUGGAUACACUGAACAAACACUUCCAAAACACUCUGCAUAUCGACCGAGGUCGUUCGGCUGGGCUUCAAGCAGCUUAUUUCGGCGCCUAUCCACUCGCCUCUCUUGGUUACGCAAAUUGGAUUCUGCGUCACUUCGGCUAUAAGACCGUGUUUAUUUUUGGUUUGAUACUUUAUGGUAUUGGAGCACUGUGUAUGUGGCCUGCAGGUCUUCAUCAAUCAUUUGGUGGAUUCUGUGGUGCGACAUUCGUGAUUGGAUCUGGGCUGGGGUCGCUCGAAACCGCUGCAAAUCCAUAUCUAACUGUGUGCGGUCCACCUCGCUACUCCGAAAUCCGUAUCAAUUUCGCGCAGGCUUUCAAUGCAAUUGGAACCGUUGUUGGUCCUGUACUGGGCUCUUAUGCCUUUUUCACUGAGACGGUCGAUGAUGUUGCUGCCCUGCAGCGUGUGCAGUGGGUUUACCUCGCUAUCGGUAUCUUCGUCUUCUGCCUUGCGGCUGUGUUCUUCGUUUCCGAUAUCCCAGAGGUGACGGAUGAGGAUAUGGCAUUCCAGGUAUCCACUACUCAUGUUGAUGAGCAGGAUAAGCCCUUCUGGAAACAGUGGAAGUUGUUUCAUGCGACGUUGGCGCAGUUUACUUAUACUGGUGCUCAGGUUGCUAUCGCAGGCUACUUUAUUAACUACGCUGUUGAUACAUGGCCUGGCACUGAUAGUGCGAAGGGAGCCAAGCUACUUGCGGGUGCGCAGGGGGCUUUUGCUGUGGGCCGAUUCCUGGGUUCGGGAUUGAUGAAGUAUACCAAGGCUCGCUAUAUCUUCCUGGUCUAUCUUUCUUGCUGUGUAGCUUUCCUUGCUGCGUCAGUGACGCAGAGAGACCAACGUGGUAUUGCUAUGCUCUUUAUGACACUCUUCUUCGAGUCCGUUUGCUUCCCUACUAUCGUGGCUCUGGGAAUCCGUGGCCUUGGGCGCCAUUAUAAACGUGGUUCCGGGUUCAUUGUUGGUGGUGUCUGUGGUGGUGCUGUCGUUCCUCCCAUCCUGGGACAUGUUGCUGAUAUGCGCAACGACACUGGGUUCGCGAUGAUUGUUCCUACAAUGUUCAUGGUUGUCGCUUGGACCUAUGCUGUUACUGUCAAUUUUGCUCCUUCUUACCGGGAUACAGUUGAUAAGGUUGGAGAAAGCACAGUUGGACUUCAGGUCGAGAGUGGCAAGGAUGAAGAAACAGCUGUCGGAAAGGAGGAUCAGGAAGUGGACAAGACAGCUGCUUAUUCUUGA
This is a messenger RNA of Penicillium pulvis, 1413 nucleotides long. RefSeq names its product putative l-fucose permease. The transcript has 7 exons. Gene Ontology annotation, molecular function: transmembrane transporter activity. The record is from RefSeq and is a predicted model, not a curated record. Bases 1 to 1413 code for a protein of 470 amino acids. NCBI's taxonomy places the organism in Eukaryota, Fungi, Ascomycota, Eurotiomycetes, Eurotiales, Aspergillaceae. Gene Ontology annotation, biological process: transmembrane transport.